AUGCAUGUAUGGCGGCCCUACACGCGCCCACUCGCCACCAUCACUCGUUCACUGUGUACCUCCGCCGCAACUCAUGAAUAUUCUGCUCCUGCCGCAUCACUAGCCUUCCGCGCCCAGGUCUCUCAAGCUCUCUCAGAGCACAACAAGUAUCGCCGCCCGGCCAUACCCUUCUACAAACUACGUGCUCACAGGGUGCCUACUUUAUGGACUCUGUACCGCGGACUGCUGAGGUUCGCGCCCAAUGAUCUGGUUCGAUGGCGUAUACGCAAGAUGUUCGAGCGACAGCAACACCUAACAGGUCCGCGCGCCACCAGAGUACAGCUGCAGAAAGCACAACGCUGGCUCGACAAAUUCAAACUCGCAUCCGCAGGCGAUCCCCACGCCGUAGCUCUCGUAAACCGAUACGCCCGUCUCCUCGCCAUACGAACCGAGAAAUGGCGCUGGGAGCGUCUCUUCCGGGACGAACAGCACUGGCGCGAACACCUCCGCAACCGCCCAAUCCUCACAGGAGCCUUCAUGCGUCCCUCCUUCCACAACGGUCCCCUCCCCCGCAUGAAACCCCAACCCAAACACAUCACAGGUCUCAUCGUCUCCCGCCUCCGCGCGCGCGUCAGGCGCGGCGAACAACAGCGCUUGCUAGCGGAGUGGAAACAAGAUGUCCAGGUUGAGGCUGUGCUGGAGAACCAAUUGCUGGGAGAGGAAGAUGUGAAGGAGAAGGGCGAGUUCGGUGGUGGAAGGGCGCAGGAAUGGCAUGGACCGAUGAACGACAAACUGCGUUUAAUCUCGAAAUCGUUCGAACUCGACGCACAACGCCGGUCUGCGCCUCCUACACCUGAGAUGCUGCGCCAAGUCCGUGCUGCGCGGUCAGAGAAGAUACGAAACAAGAUGGCUGAGAAGGAGAGGAUGAAGAGGGGCGAAGUGAAUAAUCGCGCGAUGAAGCAGAGGAGAAUGGGCUAUCCCGUCGGUGCAAUGGUUGAGUGGGAUGAAGAGAAGACGAGGGAGAUGGUCGCUGUGAGAAGGAGUGUGAGCGAGGUUGGAUGGCAUGGGGCGUUGAAGAAGAGGUUAGGGUGGAAAGUGAAGGGGGACGUUGAUGUUGAGGGCGCGACCAAUGAGAAGGUCGAGAGGCUGGAACGGGAGUUCCAGGAGGUUAGCGAACAACAGCUGGUUUCGACUGAGAGGUAG
Messenger RNA from Peniophora sp. CBMAI 1063, 1182 nucleotides. The record is from the annotation of a GenBank genome assembly. Lineage: Eukaryota; Fungi; Basidiomycota; Agaricomycetes; Russulales; Peniophoraceae.